Mytilus californianus (California mussel) is the source of this 472-nucleotide messenger RNA. Its product is annotated as zinc finger matrin-type protein 5-like. NCBI's taxonomy places the organism in Eukaryota, Metazoa, Mollusca, Bivalvia, Mytilida, Mytilidae. Gene Ontology annotation, molecular function: nucleic acid binding; zinc ion binding. The transcript has 2 exons. The record is from RefSeq and is a predicted model, not a curated record. The annotation marks the transcript as partial. Gene Ontology annotation, cellular component: nucleus; U12-type spliceosomal complex.
UCGCACCCCUGCCAAGACGUUAUUACUGCGAUUUUUGCGAUAAAUCGUUUGCUGAUAACCCGGUAGCAAGGAAAAAUCACAUGAAUGGAACCACCCAUCAAAGAAACAGAAAGCAGCAUUACGAUUCAUUCCGGGAUCCCGAAAUACUCUUGUUUGAAGAAAUCAACAAGAAGCCAUGUAAACAUUUCUUGCAAAGUGGGACAUGCACUUUCUUUGAUAGUUGUAGAUUUUCUCAUCUACGUGAAGAUGAAAAGGAACAACUGAGAACUCAAGCAACAGAAAUGAAAACAAAAAAAUACAAGAGACAAGACAUAAAGAAGGAUGAAAAUGAUGAGGAUCUCAAAACUUUUUUUACAGAAGAACACUGCCUUUUACAAACUGUUGCAAACUUGCCACCAUCGCUUGUACCGCCUCCACCAGAUAGUUUCUUAGACCUUGAGCUCAAAGAAUGGGGAUAAUCAUGUACACUAUA